UAGAAAGCUCGUGCAGGACCAGUACGCGUGGCAGUGCGUUCGAGGCUAUGGAUUUGUUCUCAAUUUUUCUGUUUUUGUUCCGUAUUUCGUGGUUUGGUUUUGUGUCCACCGUCGUUACCCCCCUUUGUCACAAUUCGGCAUAUCCCUCUGCCCGUUCAUCAUACAUGCGACGAACGGAGUGAUGUCUCUGCGAGUUGACAAUCAUCUGGAACCAAGCAACGACGCAAAGAAAGCGUAGGCUGUUAACUUGUCCCGUCGUGGUGGACUGGUGGAAGGAUUGUGGAUUGUUGCGAAGGUUGAUCUAUGGCUCUGAAUGAGCCAAGCCAAUCCGUUGUUUUAAAUACCCAAGAAUACAAAUAUUCGUUCACUUGCAUUUGUCCGUCUCUCGUGGGACUUCUGUCUUCUGUCCUUUUUUCAGUGAUGUGACGUGGUUGACCCACUACCGUUGUGACUGUUGUGUUGCUCCUCAUCCACCUGGUCGAACUUUGUUAAAACUGUAGCAGUACGUGCCAUAUCUUUUUAUCCCAUUGUUCGUCAUGACUACACCAAAAAGACUACUCAAACGUCGGCACCUGCUUGUUGCUGAACUGCUGGACAGUGAGGACGAAGAUGAGGUGACCAGCAAGGACAGUGGCAGGGAGUCGAGUAAUUCUGCUCGAGAUAUUGACUGUCCUGACGGCAGUGAUGCGUGCGGCCCCGCCAGCAAGCGACCCACGGAGUACGAAAUCGAAGUCCGCAUUGACAGCAGCUACGACAGCGAUGAGCUCGAUGUUUUGCUGGAACGACUUCGCACUCCUAAGACACCGUCUGCAAGGUCUGUGGCGAAAGUACGCAGCACAAUUGUUUUGAGCAGCGACAGUGAAGACGAAGUGUUCUGCACACCGAAAGAAAGGAAGGCCGUAAGGCGUGCACGGGCGGCAUCUACGGCCUCAUUGCAAACUUCAAAGACACCUGCCCGUCAGAAUGGGACAAACAAGCAGGUGCCAAUGACGGAGGUGCGGCAGGUGAAGAGGAUGCGCAGUCCCACGCAACAGCCACUACGGAGGAGUCCGCGGCUCCCGCAAGCACAGGAGAGUGUGGAAGAGUUUCUGCAUUCCCUCUCCAGUUCCGUAGACCUGGGGCAGUGCACGCCUGAAGUGCUACGUUUCCAUAAACAUUUUGCGGCGCAUCGUGAGGAACUGACAGAGAAGCUCUUACGCAUCUAUAACAAAGAAGUCUUCGCUGAAAAGCUUCCAGCAGACAUCCCGGUAGCGUGGAAUGUGCGGCUGACCAGUACAGCCGGACUGUGCCUCUACUCAAAGAGACGCGGCUGCCAUCUGCAGAUGUCCUGCAAGAUUGUGGACCGUCCGGAGCGCCUGCGGGACACCCUCCUGCACGAGCUGUGCCACGCAGCUACGUCGAUCCUGCAUGGGGUGAGGGGAGGCCACGGACACCUCUUCCAGUUCUGGGCGGGCUGCGCUGCUCGGCGUUUUCCGCAGCUGCCUCCUAUCGCACGGUGCCAUAGUUACACCAUCCGGACGCGUUUUGUCUACUCCUGCCAGAACUGUGGUGGAUGCGUACGACGUCAUUCCAAAUCUGUGGACACGAGUCGUAAGGUGUGCAGCAGGUGUGGUGGACGCUUCGUUCUUGUCCAGUCAUCGUCUCCCAGGUGACACAGAUAUGUGGUUGACCCAAGGCCAGCAGGAAGCAUUUCAGGCGGUGUCACGCAGUGGCAUAUAUGAAUUAUAUUUUUAAAUAGGAAUACUGAAAGUUGUGUACGUCCUCUGUAUUUAUACAUUCACAACCCUUUUUGGACUGAACAUCACUGUUGAUGAAUGGCGAUGCAUGAUGAAUAAGCAUGUGACAAAUAAAAUGACAUACUAUAAUGUU
Messenger RNA from Ornithodoros turicata, 1869 nucleotides. Its product is annotated as germ cell nuclear acidic protein-like. The record is from RefSeq and is a predicted model, not a curated record. Gene Ontology annotation, cellular component: nucleus. Bases 537 to 1652 code for a protein of 371 amino acids. The transcript has 7 exons. NCBI's taxonomy places the organism in Eukaryota, Metazoa, Arthropoda, Arachnida, Ixodida, Argasidae.